This is a messenger RNA of Cucurbitaria berberidis CBS 394.84, 1210 nucleotides long. RefSeq lists its product as uncharacterized. The transcript has a single exon. The coding region runs from base 87 to 827 and encodes 246 amino acids. NCBI's taxonomy places the organism in Eukaryota, Fungi, Ascomycota, Dothideomycetes, Pleosporales, Cucurbitariaceae. The record is from RefSeq and is a predicted model, not a curated record.
ACCAACCUACCGACAGCAGAUUGAACACACACACACACACACGCACAUGGCGGUUGAGACCUUUCUACUCUGGUCGCGUUUGUAGCAUGUCUCUCGCGCCGACUGUACUCUACCCGCUAACGCUGCCUGAACUACUAAACUACAUCCUCACAAGUCAGUCUAACGUAGCUCCUACGAUACUCGUCAUAUGCUCCAGUCGGGAUGCCUUUGUCCAAGACCUUUCGGCUGCACUACGGGUAGAGCACGGCGAGGAUGCUGCAGGCGGGUUAGAACAGCUGGUCACGCCUACGCUUCACAACCUGUUCACUGCACGACUUGUCAAACUUGCCUUUUGUGCGUCCGUGCAAGCAUUGCUAGCCUACCUGACUGCAUAUGGCGGGUCUGGAUCUAAGCCUGAUGGUGUUCUCGGGAGAAAGGAAAGGCUGGUGCUGGUGAAUCCACUCGCUCUGCAUGCACCAACCCCAUCAUUCUCCGCCCAGGGACUAUCAAGGACCUUUGCAGCAGCGGCAGAGACUGCAUUAAAGACCGAUGCUGUGCUCCACGUUGUCGAAUGCCAAGGGAAACAGAGAGCUGCUGAGGAGCACGAGGAGCACGAGGAAGAAGGUACCGGGAUAUUCAACGAGGACGAGGAAUGCCACGCCAAGGUCGGGGAGGACGACCCAUGGGAACAGCAGGUGUCAGUUCUAAACGUGUCGGCCCGGAGGUUUGGAUCCGACGCGGGCGGGAAAGCUUGGGUGGGUCGGACUGUCAGGGCGAAGAGGAUUGCCGGAAGAUGGUUCCAUUUUCACAUGCUUGAAGACUACCAAAAAUCUGAGAGUCGGCAGUGAUUGGGCCAUGGGUGCAACGGAGGGCAUGUAUGAAGAGGGUUCGAACGUUCGAACGCUUCGAUUUGACUAUGCUACGGACACCCAUAUCGAAGUGGACACAAGUCAACAGUUUCAGUUCAUCGAAUCGUCAGCCAUGGCAUCGUAAUUUUGGCAGAAGCCGCUGCUCUCUGGAUAUUCACCACCUCGAGCCAAGAUGGAACCACUGUGGAAUCCGACCAUAUCACAAACAUAACCUUUUUAAGCUCCAACUCGUCGAGUGCUCAUUUCCAGUCCUUCUUGAUAUCGAAAGACCACUUGAAUUGCAGAUGCGUCUGGUUGUCAUCGUCGACGAACUUGGAGACGGCCGUAUAGUGGCCGCGGCCGAGCAUGCCAGAAGGAGCGGU